GAAAGUUUACUUUUUUUUUUUUUUUAAGAGGGUAUGAUGUGAAAACUAGAAACUUAAACAGGCAUUGAACUCCUUUGAUAGACAAUCGAUUUGAAGCCCUAAUUCUCUCAACUAAAGGGUAAUUUCUUCCAAAUUUGGGAUAACAUCACCCAAACCCACUUUCUCGAUUUUGUCGUGUCGGCCCAAUCAGGGGGUCAUCGUCGGAGCAAGGGCGAACUCAAAAUUGACAUUGGGGUUUACUGUGAACGCAAAUUCGAAGAUGGUUGGAGACGCUGCGAUGAGAGAUCCGUCGAGAAGUUAUUAUGGUAGACAGACUUUUUGGAUCCGGGAACUUAAAACUUCCGAUGAGAUUCGGGAGGUUAACUUGAAGAUAUAUUCUGCGUUUGAGGGUCUAAAGUCGUUUCCUUUCAAGAGGACAUUUUUUCAGUUUUGGCGACCGCUGGAUGACGGAGGAGGAGGAAGGCUGGUACUUGAAGCUAACCGUAACCCUUAUGCUGUUUCGCCUUAUAAUCGCCGUCUACAGGAUAAAUAUAGGGUUUCUUCUGCCAAGUAUCUAUUUAGUAUUGAUGAAAGAAAUAACAACCCUGCUUGGAUCAUAAGCGGUGGUCCAGUCGUCACUGCAUUCCUGAACCGUUUUCCAGAGGUGGUUCUGGACAUGAGGGAUCAUCAGGGGUCUCCGUUGGCUGUUUGCGGUUUGGAAUGUGAUCUAAAGUGUUGUGUCAUGCUACCUGUUUUUCAUUCUGCUUCUUCUGAAUGUGUCGGUGUUGUUGAGUGCUCUACGAAACAUCCCGCCCUUCUUCUUCCAAUAUUUAUCGAGUUGAAACGUGAACUAGAGAGAGUGAGUCUGAGCAUCUAUCAUGUACAAGGGAGUUGGCCAUACAAGACUAUAUCCGGCGAUAUGGAAGUCGCCAAACUCGAAAUUGAAAAAGCAUUAGAGAUUGUUUGUGAAUCACAUGGCUUGACUCUUGGUCAAGUUUGGAUCCCUUAUGAACCCAACACUUGUCAGAAGUUUCUAGUGAAACUUAGCGGGUAUUCUGUUUAUUUUGACGACGAUCCUCUGUCUUCCAUUAAAGACUUUUAUGAUAAGUUUGAUGUGAUUUCUUUGAAUACGGGUGCGGGGCUCGCUUGGAAGACACUUCAAACUCAUCAACCUCACCUGUGCAGAAACAUAUAUAAGCUGAGUGAUAAUAAGGGGGUAUUGGCGUUACUCUCGGCCAAUGCCAAAUCCAAAUGUGCUUCUUUCGUGAUAUGCUUGAGGAGCGCUCACACAAGAGAACUUGACUACUCGUUUGAGUUCUUUUGGCCUUGCACUCGUAACCAUAUGCUUCUGUUGGAGACUCUGUUAUUGACUCUUAGGAACUACUUGCCAAGUUUCAAGUUUGCGUCUGGUGAACAACUUGGUGAUGAAUUAUUUGUGGUAGAUGUUGAGAAUUCUUCUUUAAGCACACCGAUCAAGAUUCUCCCAGGAAACAAAUUAUCAGAAGCACCUAAGGCACUAAAUGAAACAAGGGCAUCAGUGGGUUUCAAGAGAACGGGUCCAAGUAACCUGAAUCCCUUGACCAGCGUCAACAAUCCGGAAGGUACUGAUGAUGACGAUGACGAUGACGAAGACAAUGAUCUAGCUAUAUUAGCAUCUUACAGAAACGAAUCCUUGUUAUUCUACCUCCCAAGCUCAUCCACAUUCGAAAAUGUUAUGGAGAAACUUAACAAGGAGUUUGAGUUGGAUCCAGCUCGGAGCUACAAGGUCCAGUACGAAGUUUCUCCGGGCCUAUGGUUUGGUCUGACAUGCUUAGAGAGUUGCCAGAGAAUGGGGCUCAUUAAACUCCGUGUGUUGCCUACCGUUAGAGAGGUAGGCUGGCGGUGGAUAACCAAUACUUGAUCGAUCUCAUUGCGUAGGAAGGUAAGGUAAAACUUAAAAUUCUCUGUAUUUGAUAUAUAUAUAUGUUUUUGAUAUGAUGUACGUAUGCUUUGAUGAUGGCACAAGGUAUUGACUUUUCUUAGAGGCUAAUUAAAUUACACAAAUUAAUGUUAAAAAUUUAAGACA
Molecule: messenger RNA, 2044 nt
Organism: Helianthus annuus (common sunflower)
Lineage: Eukaryota; Viridiplantae; Streptophyta; Magnoliopsida; Asterales; Asteraceae
Product: protein NLP6
Exons: 5
Coding region: 260-1879 (539 amino acids)
Molecular function (GO): DNA-binding transcription factor activity
Source: RefSeq, a predicted model, not a curated record